This is a messenger RNA of Elgaria multicarinata webbii, 1602 nucleotides long. Its product is annotated as solute carrier family 22 member 6-A-like. The transcript is spliced from 9 exons. Gene Ontology annotation, biological process: transmembrane transport. The record is from RefSeq and is a predicted model, not a curated record. Gene Ontology annotation, molecular function: transmembrane transporter activity. Gene Ontology annotation, cellular component: membrane. The coding region runs from base 1 to 1602 and encodes 533 amino acids. NCBI's taxonomy places the organism in Eukaryota, Metazoa, Chordata, Lepidosauria, Squamata, Anguidae.
AUGACUUUUGCCACGCUUUUGGAGCAGGUCGGUGGCCUGGGCCGCUUCCAGGUCCUCAACGUAGCGAUGUUGUGUUUCCCGAUGGUGAUGAUGGCAGCUCACAACCUCUUGCAGAACUUCACGGCCGCGAUCCCCGGCCAUCGCUGCCGCACGGCCACAAACGGGACGUGCAGCACGGGAGCUAAUGCCACGGGAGGCUCAGACUGUACGGAUCUUCUGAGAGCCUCCAUCCCAAUGGAUGGCAGCCGGGUGCUGCAGAAGUGUCAUCGCUUUACCACCGCCCAGUGGCACCUCCUGGACCACAACUCCACAGGGCCGGAGGCAACGGAGGCAGCGUUGGAACCGUGUCUCGAUGGAUGGACCUACGAGGAGGAUAUCUUUGUGUCAACCAUCGUAACAGAGUGGGACCUGGUGUGUGACUUUCGGAACCUGCAGCAAAUGGCCCAAUCGAUCUACAUGGCUGGCGUUUUGGUGGGCGCGGUUGUGUUCGGUGGCCUCUCAGACAAGUUCGGCCGGAAAGCCUUGCUGAUCUGGUCUUGCUUUCAAAUCGCCGUUUCGGGGUCCUGCGCUGCCUUCGCCCCUAGCUUCACGGCCUACUGCACCUUCCGCUUCCUGUCAGGGAUGGCGCUGUCGGGCGUCGGGCUGAACUGCACGUCGCUGUCGGUGGAGUGGACCCCAAUGCAUUCCCGGGCCACGGUCAGCAUGGUGACUGGUUACAGCUACAGCGUCGGGCAGUUCAUCCUCGCUGGCGUGGCCUACGCCAUCCGCGACUGGCGCUGGCUGCAGCUGGCCGUGUCUUUUCCCUACUUUGCCUUCUUCCUGUACGGCUGGUGGUUCACAGAGUCUGCGCGGUGGUACGCCACGGCCGGCAAACUGGAGCAGGCGCUCAAGGAGCUGCGGAAAGUGGCGCGGAUCAACGGGAAGAAGGAGCAAGGAGAGAAGCUCAGCCUAGAGGACUUGAAGGCCAGCCUCCAGAAAGAGACGCCCUCUGCCAAAUCCAGUUUCACCGUUGCUGACCUGGUGCGCACGCCGACGAUGCGCCGUAUAACGUGCUGCCUUUGCUUCGUAUGGUUCUCCACCAGCUUCGCCUACUAUGGCUUGGCCAUGGACCUGCAGAACUUCGGGGUCAGCGUCUACCUCAUCCAGGUGAUCUUCGGGGCGGUGGACAUCCCGGCGAAACUCAUCGCCUACAUCGUCAUCUCCUACUUUGGCCGCCGGAUCACCCAAGCGCUCGCUCUCAUCCUCGCGGGGCUCUCCAUUGCAAGCAACAUCUUUGUGCCCCACGAUCUUCAGAUUCUCCGCACCAUCUUUGCGGUCUUUGGGAAAGGGUGCCUGGGAGCUUCCUUCAACUGUGUCUUCUUAUACACUGGAGAACUUUACCCCACGGUGAUCAGGCAGACCGGGAUGGGCUUUGGCAACACCAUGGCCCGUGUUGGUGGGAUCGUGGCCCCCUUGGUGAGGAUGACCAGCGAGUAUUCGCCAUCCCUUCCUCUUCUCAUCUAUGGGGCUGCCCCCAUCGUCUCCGGCAUCGCCGCCUGCUUCCUUCCAGAGACCCUCAACGUCCCACUGCCUGAUACCAUCGAAGACGUGGAGAGCCAGUAA